AUGCCUCCACAUCAGGAAUCGAUGGUCGAUGUAGAAGGGAAGUGGGCCAUCAACGACUUGAAGCAAACACUGGAACAACGCGGGACUGAGCCGCAGGAGGAUACGAACGUCUGGAUCCGGUACAACCCCGCCCUCUCAUACCCGGGAGACGAGAUCGAAGACGAGCGCAAAUUCGGCGAAGCUGACCAGAGGCAAGUGGUGCAUGAUUUCCUCAGAAAAGCGGAAAUAGGCAUUCUAGCGAUCGACGCGACCCUCUGGUCAGACGGCUGGCUAGAGAAUGUUACAUUUCCUAGGCAGGUCCUGCUGCUCCAGAAUGCCGACCCGCUGAAACUGCCUCAUUUUGAGCCCCGUCACUUAGCGUUCCUGUGGAAAGUUCGUCGCCUGGUUAUCGAUGUGCCGUGGAAUCAUGUCGCCGUUAUGUGCCUGCCGCCUGUUAAUCCUCUGAAACGGUACCUGGUCUACGAUGGGAUCGCAUCGCACACCGUCAUGCACUUCUUCGAAGGCCUUUAUAACCUGACGCACCUGUGCAUCAGAAUCAACGUGGGCCGCAUGGCUGAAGGAGCGUGCCCGGUCACGAAGUGGCUGCACGAAAUCGUGCGCGCGAAGCCACACUUGUCGCAACUGGUUCUCCAGUGCGUCGACGAUGUAUCGGGUUCUCCCUGCUCCAGAAGGCAUCACGUAUGGCGUUUGCUCAACCAAUAUAUCGUUUCCAAUAAACUCCGCCAAGUCAACCUCAUCCCCUUCGCCAUGAAGCUAUCCGACGAGUGGCAUACACUCGGCGAGACAGGUGAAUUUGCGUUGUGGGAGAAAGCCAGGAAGCCCGGAGGCCAGCUACGCGCAGUGUUGAAUAUGGCUGGAUUGCGACCUGAGUGA
Postia placenta MAD-698-R-SB12 is the source of this 873-nucleotide messenger RNA. RefSeq lists its product as hypothetical. NCBI's taxonomy places the organism in Eukaryota, Fungi, Basidiomycota, Agaricomycetes, Polyporales, Adustoporiaceae. The record is from RefSeq and is a predicted model, not a curated record. The transcript has 2 exons. The coding region runs from base 1 to 873 and encodes 290 amino acids.